AUGCGUGGUUUCUAUAGAAGUACCUACAAAGACGAACACAAUCAGGAGAAAUUUCUAGCAUCAACUCAAUUUGAGUCCACUUACGCUCGUUACGCAUUUCCAUGUUUCGAUGAACCCAUAUACAAAGCAACAUUUGAUAUUUCUAUAGUUACUGAUCCUGGAAUGACCGCCAUUUCUAACAUGCCUGUGGUUUCGGCCACUCCAUGUGAUUUCCAUGGAGCAAAGAAGGUUUGGGUGAAAUUUGAUCGUACUCCUCAAAUGUCUUCGUACCUAGUAGCGUUUGUUGUUGGAGAGCUCGAUUAUAUCCAGACUUCUUCAAAAAGCGGCACUAUCAUGAGAGUGUACACUGUUCCCGGAAAGAGAAGUCAAGGCACAUACUCUUUGGACUUGGCAGCCAAGGCAAUUGACUGGUACAACGAUUGGUUUGGAAUAGACUAUCCACUACCGAAGUGUGAUCUCAUUGCUAUCCCCGACUUUAGCAUGGGUGCCAUGGAGAAUUGGGGCCUAGUGACAUACCGAGAGGUAGCCCUUCUGAUUGACCCGGCUAAGUCUUCAACUCGUCAGAAAGCACGUGUUGCUCUUGUUGUAGCUCACGAGCUUGCUCAUUUCUGGUUUGGAAACCUUGUAACCAUGAAAUGGUGGACGGAUCUCUGGCUAAAGGAAGGAUUUGCUUCUUUCAUGGAAUAUCUGUUUGUUGGAUAUAACUGCCCAGAAUUCAAAAUUUGGGAACAUUUUGUCAACGACGAGCUGGCUCAGGGCUUUGGUCUUGAUGCUCUACGUAACAGUCAUCCCAUAGAGGACGUUGUGAAACUUAUGUCUGGGUGGACUAAGCAGAUGGGCUAUCCAGUGAUCACAGUCAGCGACAAGCAGAAAGGAAAUACGAGAAUUUUAUCCCUUUCUCAAAAACGUUUCAUCGCUGACGGUGGUGAAGAUCUCCAAAACUCGAUUUGGCAGGUACCAGUGACUGUAUGCGUAGGAUCGAACCCGACAGAAGUGAAAGGCAAAUUCCUUUUGGUCGACCGUGAACAGGAUGUCGAAGUGCCGGACGUUGCAGAAGGAGAGUGGGUCAAGCUGAACGCUGGAGCAACUGGCUUUUAUCGGGUGGACCACAGUCAAGAGAUGCUGAAGGCUAUGAUUCCUGACAUUUCCAGCUGCAAAAUGCCUCUUCUUGAUCGUUUUUCAAUCGUUAAUGACUUAUUUGCUCUUGUUCAAGCUGGACGCGCGCGAGCUUCGUCUUUCCUUUCAAUUUUGGGUGCUAUGAACAAGGAGGAAGAGUACAUUGUUUGGCAGUCAUUGGCUGCUGGAAUUGAUGAUCUCUCGAACGUGUUACAUUACGCUCCAAACGCUACAUUAGCUAAACGGUUCGAUGCUUUCGUAAUAAGGUCUAUGGGAAGGAUUGGAGAGAAACUUGGUUGGGACUGUCAUGAAGGCGAAGAAGAGUUUGCUGAAGAGGUCGAGAAAUUCCUCUGCCAUAGCCUCUCCCCACAUGACUUCAAAACAUUGGAACGCCCGAUAAAACAGGCUACCGAAGCUGUUCGUCUGAACAAGAAUUUGCUGCAGUCCAACAUGGAGGACAUAGAAAAGUUCCUCUCCAAAGAAGGAUUGUAG
Messenger RNA from Ostertagia ostertagi, 1608 nucleotides. The record is from the annotation of a GenBank genome assembly. NCBI's taxonomy places the organism in Eukaryota, Metazoa, Nematoda, Chromadorea, Rhabditida, Trichostrongylidae.